Messenger RNA from Apus apus (common swift), 1888 nucleotides. It is a transcript of the gene HYAL2, whose product is annotated as hyaluronidase 2. The record is from RefSeq and is a predicted model, not a curated record. Lineage: Eukaryota; Metazoa; Chordata; Aves; Apodiformes; Apodidae. Gene Ontology annotation, molecular function: hyaluronoglucuronidase activity; hyalurononglucosaminidase activity. Gene Ontology annotation, biological process: carbohydrate metabolic process; hyaluronan catabolic process.
GGGAGCGGGGCGGGGGGCCGCGCCCCGGGGCUUUGUGUGCCGGCGUCGGACAAAGGCGGCGCCGCGCCGGCACCCGCGGGAGCGGCGGGGAUCGGGAGCCAGGGGAUACCCUGGAGGGACCGGGAACGAUCGCAACCGCUUGGGACCGGGAUCCCCUCCUGACGCCUCUCUCCUGCUGCCCCCAGGCUCCCCUUCGGGCAGGAUGCGCGGGGGCUGCGCGGUGGCCGUGGCCGUGCCCUGGCUGGCCCUGCUAGCCGUGGCCUGGCAGCCCCCCGAGAAGCCAGCGGCCGCCCCCCUGCUCACCCGCCGGCCCUUCAUGGUGGCCUGGAACGUGCCAACCCAGGACUGCAAGCCGCGCUUCCAGGUGUCUCUCGACUUCAGCCUCUUCGACCUGUGUGCCUCCCCCAACGAGGGCUUCGUGGGGCAGAACCUCACCAUCUUCUACAAGGAGCGCCUGGGGCUCUACCCUUACUACACCAGCCAGCGUGUGGCCGUCAACGGUGGUGUCCCCCAAAACAGCAGCCUGUCCGAGCACCUUGCCCGCCUCCAGGAGGACAUCGGCAAGUACAUCCGCUCUCCCACCAAGGAGGGGCUGGCUGUCAUUGACUGGGAGGAGUGGCGGCCCAUCUGGGCUCGCAACUGGAAGCCAAAGGACAUCUACCGGGAGGUGUCUCAGGAGCUUGUGCAGCAGCGAAAGCACACCUGGUCCCAUGAGGUGAACAAGCAGGCGGUGUUUGAGUUCGAGUCGGCUGCCCAGCAGUUCAUGGUGCUCACCCUGCGCGUGGCCAAGAGCUUCCGCCCCAAGCAGCUCUGGGGAUACUACCUCUUCCCCGAUUGCUACAACCAUGACUACAGCAAGAACAAGGAGAGCUACACCGGGCAAUGCCCGGAUGUGGAGAAGACACGCAAUGACCAGCUGUCGUGGCUCUGGAAGGAGAGCACGGCCCUUUACCCCUCCAUCUACCUCGAUCCACUCCUGGCAUCCACCCCCAACAGCCGCAAGUUCGUGCGGGCACGAGUGAUAGAGGCCAUGCGCAUCUCCCAGCAGCACCACGAUGGCUACUCCCUACCUGUCUUUGUCUACACCCGGCCCACCUACGUCCGCAAGCUGGACUUGCUCAGCCAGCUGGACCUGAUCUCCACCAUUGGAGAGAGUGCAGCGCUGGGUGCAGCUGGGGCCAUCUUCUGGGGCGACGCAGACAACACUAAAAACCGGGACUCGUGCCAGGCCAUCAAGAACUACCUGGAGGGGGACCUGGGCCGCUACAUUGUGAACGUCACGACAGCAGCACAGCUCUGCAGCACCACGCUGUGCCAGGGCCAGGGCCGCUGCCUGCGCCAGAACGGCAAUGCCGAUGUCUUCCUUCACCUCAACUCCACCAGCUUCCAGCUGCGGCGCCGGGACAAGGACCACUCCCAGCGCCCCCUCUACUGGGCCGAGGGCAAGCUGUCCGCUGCUGACACCCUUUUCCUACGGACCCACUUCCGCUGCCACUGUUACCAGGGCUGGCAGGGCAGCAGCUGCCGGGUGCCUGCCAGCCCCCGCAGCCGUGCCGCUGAGCCCCUGGCACCACUGGGACUUGGGGUGCUGUUGCUGCUUGCAAGCUGGCACUGACCCCCCUAGACUGAGCUGGCGCCCCCCCCCCCCUUCGUGGUGGUGUAGGGACCUAUUUAAGAUAUCCCUACCCUGCCACUGCGGCAGCUUGUUACUGGGGGGCUGCCCCUCACUGAGGGGGUUGCCCCACUUCUGCCCUCCUUCUGUGGGGUGGGUGCCCCCUAUGGGGAUGGAGGGCAGGGUUGGGGGGUUGGGGUCCUUUCCUGUUGUAAGGAGAGGGAUGGGAGUCGUGGGGGGGCAAGAGAGCAGGUGCUGUGUGGUGCUAAGCCCCUC